Molecule: messenger RNA, 1946 nt
Organism: Phlebotomus papatasi
Lineage: Eukaryota; Metazoa; Arthropoda; Insecta; Diptera; Psychodidae
Product: CKLF-like MARVEL transmembrane domain-containing protein 4
Exons: 3
Coding region: 214-744 (176 amino acids)
Cellular component (GO): membrane
Source: RefSeq, a predicted model, not a curated record
AGUUGCAUUUGUAAUGUGAAUGACAUAAUUCUGUAAACUCGCAAUUCUUCGGUCAUCUGUUUGUUUAUGAAUAAGAGAGGAGUGAAUGGAGUGAAUGUAAAUUCAAUUGAAGAAGUUGAAUGAAUGUGGAAGUUUUCACACACCCAUCAAUUUCGUCUUGUUGCGCGGUUGAAGAGAUUGGCAAAAGCACUCAACGAUCUCAUUUAGAGCAAGAUGACUGAUCCUGGAUUCCCAGCACAACACACAACGGCCACGAUGACCACAACUGAGACUCACGUGAGCCCACAGAUCCGGUACGAUCCUUCGUACCUUCGUACUGUGCCGGGAAUCCUUAAGCUGGUCUGUAUCGUACUCAACCUGAUUGGGUUCAUUUGCAUUGAGGUGUCCGCCUUCAGCUAUCAUUCACGUGGCAGUUUCUUCAACUCCGUAUCCAUGACGGGUUUCUGGUUUACGGGCAUAAUGCUCCUUCUCUACCUCUUCCACGUCCUGGAGAAGUUCUACAGGCUACCCUGGCUCCACAUUGAGAUGGUCUUCAAUGCCGUUUGGACUCUCCUCUAUGCCCUGGCGGCAGGAUUGGCUGCUGCCAUGGGUCUGGAAGCGUACACAGCAGCUGCGUUCUUUGGAUUCUGUGCCAUGGUGGCAUAUGGUUACGAUGCGUUUCUCAAGUACAAAGCCGUUCAAUCCGGACAAAUUGCCCAAGGAACUCGCCAACAGACGACGGUUCAGCAAACAGCGACAGCUUAAUCUGUCCACUUUAGAAAUGCCAUGGAUCUUUAUCAGAUUGUUCGGUAAGGUGCAUUGAAAGUCAGUUGUGCGAUUUCUUCUUUCGUUUUCGAUCUCGCUUUUACUAUUUCUCUUUUUCUAUUUUUUUUUUUUUGGUAUCUUGAGGGUGUAUUUUUUUACAAAAAUGGGGAUAUUGUAGUGUUAAAUGGGAUGUUUCUAAAUUAUAGGCCUUUGGAAAUUAUUAGUGUAAAUUAUUCGGAAUUUAAAUUUUAUGUGGUUUACAUACAUUAAAGAUUUUAAAGGUAAAAAAUAUUAGUUAUACAACAUUUUUGAAAACUAUUACCGGAAGAAUAUUUUCAAAUUUUUAUAAGAACCAGAAAAGUAAAUUUUAAGCAUUUAUAUACUUUAAAAAUGUAACAAAGCUGUUGCGAAAUAAUUUAAAAUAUUUUUUGAAGUCUUUUUAAUCUUAAAAGUUGUUAGUUUGAAGUUAGUCAAAUUUUUAAGAGAUGUUUUGUAAAUUUUCAAUACAUAUUCAAGUUUUGUUGCUUAAAUGAUCAUAGGCAGUAAUUACUGCUCUUUGUUAAUUAGGUUAAGAAAAUGUAAAAGGAACUAUGCAUUUUAAUUUCUGCAAAAUAAAAAGAAAUCAUAAUUCAAUGCUGUUGAAUAAAAUAAUUAUAAGAAAAUGAAUAUGCUUUCCGUCAUAACAAUGAAUAGUUGAUAAAAAAAACUGAUCUAUGUCUUCUCUGUUGAUUUUUUAAUUUUGUUGCUCUUUUGUUUUUAUUUUUCUGCCGGAAGAAGAAAUCGUUAAACAUCACAAAACUUAGAAAACUAUCUAUAUUUUAUGCACCUCUGACAUGAUCUUAAAAAAACCCGAAAUGCAAAAUACUUCAGACAAAACCUUAUCUCAUUUUAACGAACGUUAUUCAUCUGAAUCUCUCCAAAAUGAGAUUAUCAGAAACGACAUAAUAUCAUUGAAAUUAUUUUAGAAUCAUAUAUCUCUACAAAAAUAUAUCUCUGGGAACGAAACUCUUGUACUUUGUCAUUUUUUACACACUCACGGACCAAAAUAUUUGAGAUAAAUCCCAAAAAAGAAUAAACAAUCAGAUGAAAGUGAAACUUAAUUGUUGCACAUCAUAUUAACAUAAGUCGUAAAAUGUAUAUUUUAAUGUAAUUUUAAAUGGAUAUUUUUGCGUGUGUAAAAUAAAAUAUACAAGUUGAUGUAA